AUGUCAAGAUUGCAGUAUGUCGUCGAGAGCGGGGCUCAGGAUGGACCGCCAGCUUGGACUUUUUACGAGUCGACCACUUCGCCUACCUGCACCUUGGAGGACGACUGGUGCAUUUCGUCCAGCAAUGAUGGCCUUGAAUGCAGCGAGGAUAUGCCUUAUGAAGAUGCUGAAACCUUGGUUGAAGCUCCCGAUACUACCUGCUGUCAGCGUCUGGGCAGCGCGCAACCGAGCAGCUUGCCGGGAGCAGACACAUACGUCCCUGUGGGCGCCCUGAUCAGAGCGGACCUUGGAACGCAGCAAGAAGUCUACGCUAGCGAUACACAAUUUCUUCUCAGAUCAGUAUUUGCAGCGCCGAGACAAUCCAGAAGCUGUCCGUGGGCGGCCGACACUACCUUCCAUUCGUCCGCAUCCCCGCAUGGCCGUGUUGGCCCUACAGACCGGGGGGACCCGAGAGCGGCCGCAUGGACAUAUCAGCACACGGAAGCCGAACGAAUUUACGGCGGCUGGCCUGAAAGUACUCUUGGCGACCGAAGACUGCUGGUGGCAUGGAUGAUGGAGUUGAAGAAUGCAGCACAAUUGCAACGGGAGACACUUUUCCUCGCAAUUUCGUUGCUAGACCGUUUCGUCGCAGCAAGCUCGGGAUAUUCGGUCGACCGCCCAGAGCGGAUGUUGCAGCUUCUGGCAAUGGCUUGCGUGUCGGUCGCCAUGAAGUUUGAGGAGGUCGCGCCGCUCCACAGUACAGAGCUUGUGCGUCUUGCUGUGGAUCAAACAACUGGCAUGCCUCUUUACCAGUGCUCGGACCUGGGUCGGAUGGAGUGGCGACUGCUGUGGAUGCUGGACUGGCGAACACGGGUUCCGACGUCCCUCACAUUUCUGCAGCAUUUUCUGCUCUGCUACUGCUACUGCAGCUGCAGCAACACAAAGUGCACUUGUGGGCUGCCCCAAUCGGAGACCGUUGACCACCUUGUUGACCACUAUGCCGACUUGGAGGUCUGGGCGAAUCGCAUCCUGGAAGUGGCGCUCCUUCACCACUGUGAUUUGCUUCACUGUCAGAGCACUGUCGCAAUGGCAUGUCUUGCGCUAGCGGAGCAGGCCACCGUCGCCGCCAUGGCAGCGGAGUCGCCGGUGUUGACAGCAACAUUGGCUCACACGGCGGACCCGCACACCUCGCUGCCGUCUGCACCAUCGCCGCCAUCAUCGCCUCCGCCGCCAUCAUCACCUCCGCCGCCAGCGCCGGCUUCAUCGAACGGUGGCUGCCCCGGAGCGACGGCUGUCGCCGCCAGGGAACAUGGCUUUUGUUGCCUGAUUGCCGUACAGGCGGUAACGGGUCUACCCAUUGAGGAGCUCGCGCCCAAUUUGUCGUCCUGCAUCGCCUUGCUGAAGCACAUUUGGGUGCCGCUACGCUUCCCAUCAGCUGCCUCCGCCAUACCUGCAACAGCUCUCGCAGUCGGAGGCGUGCAGGCGCGCAGGCGCGCAGGCACAGGCGCAGGCGCGCAGGCGCAGUCGCAGGCGCAGGCGCAGCAACGGCUGCGACAGCAGUGUAAUGGCGUGCAGCUGUUACUGGUGUGGCAUCUUGAAGCGAAUAUCGGGUACGUCCAUAUUCGCCCAUGUCCCAUUCCAACGGAAACGUCACCAUCUGAAUACGAGGGUGGUGUGGGGUGA
Volvox carteri f. nagariensis is the source of this 1662-nucleotide messenger RNA. RefSeq names its product D type cyclin (gene cycd4). Gene Ontology annotation, biological process: regulation of cyclin-dependent protein serine/threonine kinase activity; mitotic cell cycle phase transition. The transcript is spliced from 9 exons. The coding region runs from base 1 to 1662 and encodes 553 amino acids. Lineage: Eukaryota; Viridiplantae; Chlorophyta; Chlorophyceae; Chlamydomonadales; Volvocaceae. The record is from RefSeq and is a predicted model, not a curated record. Gene Ontology annotation, cellular component: cyclin-dependent protein kinase holoenzyme complex; cytoplasm; nucleus. Gene Ontology annotation, molecular function: cyclin-dependent protein serine/threonine kinase regulator activity.